Funneliformis geosporum is the source of this 1032-nucleotide messenger RNA. The record is from the annotation of a GenBank genome assembly. NCBI's taxonomy places the organism in Eukaryota, Fungi, Glomeromycota, Glomeromycetes, Glomerales, Glomeraceae.
AUGUAUCAAGAAUGCUAUUAUACUUCACCGCAUAAAACAUCACAUGUAACUGAUACUGAAGCGCUCAAAAAAACCAAAAUAGUGGCAGUGAAGAAAGAAUUGCAUAGUAAUGAAGACGCGAAAGAACUAGAGAAAGUAUUGUAUAGUAAAGAAUGCGUUGCUCAAUGUAUCAACUUUGUUGUCAGUGAAGCAAGUAAAGAAGAUACUACCUUGAAUGUUCAAGAGAGAUUUUCCUACAACUUAGCAACAAUACUUGCAAGAGAAAAAGAAGUAGUUGCAGUAAGAUUGAAAGUUUUACCAGGUCGCUGUGAAAUUUACCUUGCUAAGAACUUUGCUUGGUCCAAAAGCGAUAGUAACUAUAUUGCUGAAAUUGAGAAUUAUUUGAAAGAGAUGUCAAAAAGUGCUCCCAAGAUAUUAAGCAAUACCGAAAAUGCUUUUACCAGAGCUGUGAGUUCAUACUGUUUUGCUAAACUUGAGACGAGGUUGGAUAAACUUAAGAGUGAUAUUAAAAAUGAUAAUGGACACGUUAAAUCUUUCAGAGAUUUUUUUUCAACUAAGGUUGAUGACGCAGAUAAAGAUAAUAUGUAUAUAAUAUCCCGAGUCUGUAACGAGUAUUAUAAGAUAGUUAAAGAUGAUAAUAACAUCCCUCCAAAAUUUUUAGGACAUAUUAAGAAAGUGGGGUCGUAUGCUGGAUCUAUGAUAGGUAUCAUAGAAUGUGCACGUAAUAUACAAUACAAAUUACUAUUCUCUAAUGUUAAAGUGUAUACAAAGGGUCCUGUUAUAGAUAAUCAGCACAUAUACUCAUGGAAAGAUAUUACCAAAAGGUUCAUUGAUGAAGAUGAUAAAGACACCUAUAAACGUUUCAUGGAUAAUUGUUCAAAAAAGCCCAAAAACAAGAUAAAACACUACACUAGUAGUUUGCCGGCAGAUUCUGAUAGCGGUGGUAAUAGCCCAAAUCUGAAAAGUAGUGAUGGUAAAUACUUGGAUGAAUAUUUUAAACAGAAUACCAUUAAGAAAUAUACUCUACUAUGA